Molecule: messenger RNA, 1254 nt
Organism: Cucumis melo (muskmelon)
Lineage: Eukaryota; Viridiplantae; Streptophyta; Magnoliopsida; Cucurbitales; Cucurbitaceae
Product: protein RICE SALT SENSITIVE 3-like
Exons: 7
Coding region: 36-1136 (366 amino acids)
Source: RefSeq, a predicted model, not a curated record
AUAAUUAUUCUUUUUUAAUUUUAAGAUCAUCGUCAAUGGAACAACGUCUUAGUUUGCUAGCCACAACUCAUCUUCUUCAACACACUCUUAGAAGUUUAUGUAUUCAUCAUAAUUCUCAUUGGGUUUAUGCUGUUUUUUGGCGUAUUCUCCCUCGCAAUUACCCACCUCCUAAAUGGGAAAAUCAAGGUGCUUUUGAUAGGUCCAGAGGAAACUGGAGGAAUUGGAUUUUGGUGUGGGAAGAUGGUUUUUGUAAUUUUGCUGCGUCAGCAUCUUCCGACGACAUGGAGGGUUCCGGCGGCGACUUUCCGGGGUAUGGAUUACAGCCAUGUCGGGGUUUACAGCCGGAGCUUUUCUUCAAGAUGUCACAUGAGAUCUAUAAUUAUGGAGAAGGAUUGAUUGGGAAAGUUGCUGCAGAUCGAAGUCAUAAGUGGAUUUAUAAAGAAACCAAUGAUAAUCAAGACAUUAAAUUUUUACCCACAUGGCAUAAUUCCACCGACUCUCAUCCUAGGACUUGGGAAGCCCAGUUUCAGUCAGGCAUAAAGACCAUAGCUUUGAUCGCAGUCAAAGAAGGCGUCGUCCAAUUGGGAGCUGUUCAGAAGAUGACAGAAGACUUAAACUUGGUAGUACAGUUACGGAAGAAAUUUUGCUACAUUGAAAGCAUCCCAGGGGUUCUAUUGCCCCACCCUCUAUACUCAUCAAUUCCUUCGUCAUUCACGGAGGGCGGGGUAGGUAUGACGACAAUGGCGUACGAGAACCCAGAGAUGGGGCGGUUUGAAGGGAGCGGUCUGGGAGGUUCUGUAGAGAGUUUAGUAUACAACAAUUUGAACCAACAACUAAGAAUAACGCCAUCAAUGAGCAGUCUAGAAGCGCUUUUAGCAAAGCUACCAUCGGUUGUACCGGCGAGUACUACUGGAGCAGAGGCAGGAAUAAUACGUCCGCAUUAUCAAUAUCAACAUCAACAUGAGUCGGAGAGUUCAGCUCAAAAGACUUUGGAGCUUUUGGCAAUGGAAAAAGUAGCAAAAGUAGAGAUGAAUGAUGAUGAUGAGGAUGAUCAGGUGGCUUAUACUCAACUUCUCCAUCGUUAUCAUGAUUGUGAUAUAACUACCACCUCUUCCCAUAAUAAUCAUGGAUUUUAGUGAUCCUUUUUCGUUUUUUUUUUCUUUUUUGCUUCUCUUUUUGUGACACUAUCUGCUCUAUAUCAUUUUCAGGAUAUUAAUGAUCACCAUUAAUUAGAAAGUUAACUCAUCUUACUAA